CAUUCGACUACAGCGUUGAUGUGUGAACCGAUAUUCACCGGGAAUAGUGGCACGGCCAAAUGGUAUCGCGAUGGAAUCGAAGUUGCCAAUGUGACAAGGUCAGUCACCACCUUGUUCGAUGCACUCGUUGAAGUGCUUUCGAUCACUUAA
Anisakis simplex (herring worm) is the source of this 150-nucleotide messenger RNA. The record is from the annotation of a GenBank genome assembly. NCBI's taxonomy places the organism in Eukaryota, Metazoa, Nematoda, Chromadorea, Rhabditida, Anisakidae.